Molecule: messenger RNA, 360 nt
Organism: Iphiclides podalirius (scarce swallowtail)
Lineage: Eukaryota; Metazoa; Arthropoda; Insecta; Lepidoptera; Papilionidae
Source: the annotation of a GenBank genome assembly
AUGGGUAAAGUCAAAUGCUCAGAGCUACGCACGAAAGAUAAAAAGGAACUCUUCAAACAGCUUGAAGAGCUGAAAACUGAGUUAACCAAUCUUAGGGUUGCUAAAGUUACUGGAGGCGUUGCGUCCAAACUCUCGAAAAUACGAGUGGUAAGAAAAGCAAUUGCCAGAGUCUAUAUUGUUUACCACCAGAAGAUGAAGGUAAAUCUUCGCAAUCAUUACAAAAAUAAGAAAUACAAGCCUUUGGAUCUAAGACCUAAGAAGACCCGUGCAAUGCGUACAGAGGUGUACUACUACACGUGCACGGCUCACGCACACUGCGACAAGCGCGAAGCGGCGAAGCUUUAUGUAACUGACGCAACU